Molecule: messenger RNA, 2754 nt
Organism: Talaromyces marneffei
Lineage: Eukaryota; Fungi; Ascomycota; Eurotiomycetes; Eurotiales; Trichocomaceae
Exons: 6
Coding region: 1-2754 (917 amino acids)
Biological process (GO): protein localization to ciliary inversin compartment
Cellular component (GO): ciliary inversin compartment
Molecular function (GO): protein binding
Source: RefSeq, a predicted model, not a curated record
AUGCAGCAUCUCAUAUACCUUGCAAAAGUGGCCGCAGAGAAUAGGGAUACAUCCCAAGCUAUUGUAUCUUCUGAACCACAAGAUGCUGUGGAUGAGCACCAACAGAUCCAAUCUACAAUUAAUGGGCCUGAACCUCCUGUGGUGAUAUCGACUCGAAUGGAGACUAUCUGGAAGGAUUGUGCUCACCAAGCGGAUGUUAUUGAUAACGCCCUUCAGAGUAUGAUGCGGGAGAUCAAAGGUAGAGGAUUGAUUGGAAAAUGGAGGCAGCUCAGCUUGGGUGAACGAGUGUACAGCAUUGAAAAAGCCCUUGGUGAAUUGGAAAGAUCCAAAACGACACUUGGGUUAUGGCUAGGGAACGAGUCCCUGUAUCGAUUGGGACGUAUGCACCACGAAUUAGCAAUGAUGCAAACUCAAAUUGUGAAAUCUGAGCGAACGUUAUCUCGUAUGUUCGAAGAAUAUCACAAGAAGACUGAGAAUGGAGUCUUGCCCAUGAUUCAGCCAACACUAGCAAACGGGUCCCCAGAUACUGAUACAUGCGACAAACAGACUAAAAACAUGGAUUUUAGGAAUGAUCGGGAGGGCGCUCAGCGUGUUCGUGCCGUAGUCAACAAACCAGGAUCGGAAGUUAUGCAAAGAUCUUCGGCUACAGGUCAAGGAGGAAGUAGUAUGGAUUAUUCGAGUUCUCCCUGGCCUAAUCCCAUGAAAGUUGAGUGGAGUAAAACCGUCACUGUCGCAGGCAACACUAUCGUGCUUCAACUUGGAAGUCAUGGAAAAAAGUCUAUCACAUUCGCCAACAAAGAUGCCAAAAACAUGUUUCUCAAUGUUUACAUGCGAUUGCGAAUGGCCUGGAUUUCUAAUUUGGUGGAGUUGAACUUUUCGCUUCAGCAUUAUCCAGGCGCUCCGUCAGUACAAGCCUCGCUCAGAACUCUUAUACGAGUCAAGAGCUUACCGCUAGAGAGGUUUUUCUGGGGUAUUUACGCUAAACCCUGGACAAGAGCUUGCCCAAUCCCGACCCAAGAAGAGCAACUUCAUCUGUUCUCUGUUGCGCGAAAGUUAUUGCUGGAAAAAUUCUAUGCUGGCGACGCUUUCCCGAAUGCCAUCAACGCAGAUGGCUUCACACUGCUGCAUCUUCAAGCCGCGCUAUACAGUCCAGGAUACGAAACACUUUUCACCAAGAUGACUGACUUCCUGCUAUCGACACGCGUUGAUACUGAUAUGGUAGAUAAGUAUUUCAGAACUGCACAGAAUAUACUGUGCGAUAGACUUCUACAUUCUAAAGAGGGUACCUCACACACUGUUGUUGCUGAAUCUCGGUUAAAAUGGACUGGUUUUGUAGGAAAUAAAGUCAUUAACAGAAGAAUAACCUUGACGGCGUCAGAAGUCCUCCGACUUAUUCGGUACUGGCCAGAGGCAAUUCCCGAUACAGAAUAUGAUCAGAUAUGCGAUAUUGUAUUGCGAAAGUCUAUAGACGAUCUGCAAAACUUACGAAGCUGGAAAGAGACAUCAAUCUCUCCACUACAUUUCGCAGCCGCAGCUUCAUGGCCUGCAGGAGUCAGGGCGUUGAUUUCUAUGGGCUACUCAAGAUUUCAAGUCGAUGCCAUCGGAGAAUCUCCUCUCGACAUUGCGGUUGACGUUGGAUGUAUUUCUUCUGUCGAGGCUCUUUUAAAAGGCGACUGCCUGGGACUUUUAGGGCCUUAUAUGCAAAAUAGGGAUACGAUUCUACCACUGGCAUUCCUGAAAGCAGCAGCAAGCAAUGACUCCCGGCUACAUGAUAUUAUCGUUGAAUGUUUAUUGCGGCAUAAUUUCCUCUUACCAAGGUUACUUCCAUAUCACGACUUGGCGAGUCGACUGCGAGAACAUGAUGUUAUCAAUUUCGCCGAGAAACUUUUCAUCUCCGGCUUCCAGGAUAUUGAAGCUUAUGACAGGUUCGGAUAUACACCGUUAAUGAUCGCCUGUGUCCGUGGAGACAUAAAGAUGGCAUCAUUUUUAUUGCACCACGGGGCCGACCCUAUGAAAUUCCACGAACAUGCUAGACUCAGAGCAGGUCAUUUUCUCUGUUAUGCAGGACAAUUUAACAUGCGAAAGUCUCAUUAUUCUUCAUAUUUCGUAACGGAAAAUGGUUUCAGAUCCAGAGAUGAUGAGAAACGACUACUUGAAGCUGCAUUCGAUACUUCAAUUGAUAUAGGAUCCCGUUGCCGCUGCUCUCCGGAUAGCUUUACUCCUAUCACAUUUCUGUUUAGAAAUUUUGGUCAGACAAGUACCUACCAUCUGAAAAAGAGCUUCCAAAUGAUGCUUCGCAACUUAGACUGCUCUCCUGCCGACAUAAAGAGGUAUUGGCGUGCCUUUGUUGUGUGUGAAACGUUCAAUCGCCUUGGGAUGACUCAUACUUGUCUCACGAUGCUCCCCAUGGUCCUACCCUUUCCUGAUAAUAGGAGGAUUGAAAUUGAAGACGAAGAAGAAGAGCUUUUUUUCCAGCUGGAAGAAGUAGUUGCUCGAUUUGAUCUAUUUUCGGAGAAUAGGCAAGACGAUCUUUCGAAUUGCAUGGACGAAUUUUUUGACGACCUUGACCUCGAUCUUGGACCGAAAGAUCCAUUCGUAGAGUACCCUUCGUGGAGUCAUGCAUUUGAUGACUGCCUUGGACCGGGAGAAUACUUACCUGCUAAUUGGUAUAUAUCUUCCAGGGGAAAACCAAUACAAUAUGGUUACAAAGAGAUCAUCAAGGAGGAAUCAAUGUUACGUUGGUUGUUCCCAUGA